Molecule: messenger RNA, 414 nt
Organism: Venustampulla echinocandica
Lineage: Eukaryota; Fungi; Ascomycota; Leotiomycetes; Helotiales; Pleuroascaceae
Exons: 1
Coding region: 1-414 (137 amino acids)
Source: RefSeq, a predicted model, not a curated record
AUGUCCAUGUUGGCGGAUGCUCCUAGGAGAUAUCCUGUGAAGACCGGGAAGCUGUGGCGGAUAGGUCUGUUCAGUCGCAGAGGUACUUGUGCUGUUCCCAGUUCUGAUUCGAUCCUCAACGUAGGAGUACCGACUGCCAAAUACAAAGAUAUCGGGGAGUUUAUGGAUUUGGAAACGAGUAAUUGUGUGAAUUACUCUGGUCAGGGCCAGGAAUUAAGACGAAAGGACAAGAAAAUUCCGCUUGAUCAACAGUCGGCGGGCGAUGAAAUCCAGAUCCACGGCCGCCUCUUCACAGAGUCACUCAGUAAAAUGUCCCUGGAAUUCAAUGAUGAACUCCUCAUUCUCAUUGCGAUGUCUGCCCAUCCCUCUGUCACUUUCUCCACACACUCACCUGGCUAUGCAACUGCAAAAUGA